Molecule: messenger RNA, 1269 nt
Organism: Schizosaccharomyces japonicus yFS275
Lineage: Eukaryota; Fungi; Ascomycota; Schizosaccharomycetes; Schizosaccharomycetales; Schizosaccharomycetaceae
Product: transcription factor TFIIH complex subunit Ssl1
Exons: 2
Coding region: 1-1269 (422 amino acids)
Biological process (GO): transcription initiation at RNA polymerase II promoter; nucleotide-excision repair; DNA-templated transcription
Cellular component (GO): transcription factor TFIIH core complex; nucleus
Molecular function (GO): zinc ion binding; RNA polymerase II general transcription initiation factor activity
Source: RefSeq, a predicted model, not a curated record
AUGAGUACUCUUACCAAAGACUACGACGAUUCAGAUAAUUCCGAUCAAGAUGGAGACGAAAGAGUUUCCAAAAACGGUUCCAAACAGACGAAAUCGCAGCACAAGGAAGGUUAUACUUGGGAAGGUGAAUAUCAACGUUCAUGGGAUAUUGUGAAAGAAGAUGCUGAAGGAAGUCUUGCUGGCGUCGUAGAAGGCCUUAUCAAUGCGGGAAAACGCAAACGUAUUCUUCGGGACACAACGCCUCUCCAAAGAGGUAUUAUUCGACAUCUAAUUCUGGUCGUUGAUCUAAGUAUAGCAAUGGAAGAGCGGGACUUUCGCACGAAGCGGGUCGAUUUACAGAUUAAGUAUGGAACCGAGUUCAUCAUAAACUACUUUGAACAGAACCCAAUUUCCCAGCUUGGAAUUAUUGCUAUGAAAGACGGAAUUGCUGUAAAAAUAAGUGACAUUCAUGGAAAUCCUCAAGACCAUAUUAAUAAGUUAAAAAAGCUCCGUGAGUGUAAAGGUAUGGCUUCACUACAAAACGCUCUUGAAAUGGCUCGUGCUUCAUUAGCUCAUAUUGCUUCUCAUGGAACGCGAGAAGUUUUAAUUAUUUUCGGGUCUUUACUGUCUUCAGACCCUGGUGAUAUUUUUCAGACGAUCGACAGCCUGGUUAAGGAGAACAUAAGUGUCCACAUCAUUGGCCUUUCUGCAGAAGUGUCUGUGUGCAAAGAAAUAUGCCGCAGAACAAACAAUGGUGCUCAGAAUGCUUAUGGAGUCAUCUUGAACGAAAACCAUCUUGAAGAACUGCUCAUGGAGAAAACAAUUCCACCAGCUACACAUUCAGAUGAGGGAAUUCCAGCUUCCCUUGUCAAGAUGGGUUUCCCUUCUAAGGUAAUAGAGCCGUUCCCAAGUCUUUGUUCAUGCCAUUCAGUUGCUUCUCGUGGAGGAUUCCAUUGUCCCCGUUGUAAAUGCAAGGUAUGCACACUCCCUAUUGAAUGUCCGGGCUGUUCCCUAAUUCUCAUUCUUUCUACACAUUUAGCCAGAUCCUAUCAUCACUUGUUUCCACUAAAAAAUUGGCGGGAAAUUCCUUGGUCAGAGAAACCAACUUCGACUUACUGCUUCGCUUGCCAGGCACCAUUUCCUAUGACUCCGCAAGCCAAGGAAGACCAGAACGCUUCUUCGUCUCGUUAUGCUUGUCCUUCUUGUGGGCACCACUUUUGCAUUGAAUGCGACGUAUUUGCUCAUGAACAAUUACACGAGUGUUUUGGAUGCCAAAGCCAUACUUCCUAA